Mercurialis annua (annual mercury) is the source of this 1222-nucleotide messenger RNA. RefSeq lists its product as uncharacterized. Bases 611 to 1114 code for a protein of 167 amino acids. Gene Ontology annotation, molecular function: nucleic acid binding; RNA-DNA hybrid ribonuclease activity. The record is from RefSeq and is a predicted model, not a curated record. NCBI's taxonomy places the organism in Eukaryota, Viridiplantae, Streptophyta, Magnoliopsida, Malpighiales, Euphorbiaceae. The transcript is spliced from 2 exons.
AAUUUUCUUCUUUUAAAAUACUUUAUCGUAUUAUAAUAGUUUACUUUUAGUUUCCAAAAUUUUCAGUUAUGCUUGUUGAUAUUUUAUUUUAUAUGUUAUUGAUAAAGCCGAUUUAUCGUAUGAGUUAAAGGAAGACAAUAAAAUCUAGUAGAGUUUCUAUCAAUUCUGUGGAUAUCACACAAAUUGGAAUGAAUCACUUAUAAAUCAGUUGUUUAUUCUUGCGCAUGCUAUGACAAUUUUUUCCCUUCCUGUUCUUCUUUUUAAUGCACCUGAUAGGUUGGUUUGGAUUCAUUCGGCUUCUGGUCUAUAUACAGCGAAGUUUGGUUAUUUUCAGGCCACAAUCAUAAAACCUGUAUCUUUAUCCAUUCAACUAUUAUCUUUCACAAGAAGUGAUUGGCAAACUUUAUGAUUUCUUCCUAUUUCACCACGGAUUAAAGCGUUUUUGUGGCGUGCUAUUCAUGGCGCUAUUCCUACGGGAGUUGCAUUAUCUAAAAACAGUGCCCUGUUGCCUUGAAGUGUAUUCAUUGUGAUGAGGCAGAAUCAAUGGAACAUCUUCUUUUUUUAUGUCCGUUUGUCCAACGAGAGCUCUUAAUUUUGGAUACUACAAAAGAUGCUUUGGGUUUAUGUUGCUAUAUCUGCUGGUCUAUCUGGAAAUGCCGUAACUUGCUUCUCUUUGAUCAUUCAUCUCAUUUCGAAAUGGAGGUGGUACCCUUGGCUAUUUAUUUCAUAUGCUGAAUUCAGUUCUUUGCCUCCAACUGUUCCAACUUCUUCUCCAACAACCAUGUUUACUUCAGCACAGGUUAGCUGGCUUCCUCCACCGUUGGGCUUUAUUAAGGUUAAUUUUGAUGUUGCUACCUCCUCUAUGCAUCAUUGCGGGUUUAUUGCAGCGGUUGCUAGGGAUUCAAAUGGGUUUAUUAUUAAUCGGUUUCAUGCUUAUUAUCGACAUAUUUGGGAUCCAAGUAUUUUAGAAUUUCGAGCUUUACGUGAAUCUAUCAACUGGGCACUUUCAUGUUGCUGGUAUCAUGUCAUCUUUGAGGGAGAUGCCCUUCAAACAGGUUGCGAAUUCGGGCGUUGUUUCGGAUUACAGAUCUUGGAGAAUUUGUCAAGAUAUUAGUUAUUUUCGAACCUGUUUUACUCACUGUUCUUUUACUUAUGUUAGUCGCCGUUUUAAUACAACGGCUCAUGAUUUAGCUUGUUCUGUUAAACAUUUGUACUUGAAAUU